Molecule: messenger RNA, 590 nt
Organism: Cryptococcus amylolentus CBS 6039
Lineage: Eukaryota; Fungi; Basidiomycota; Tremellomycetes; Tremellales; Cryptococcaceae
Product: histone H4, variant
Exons: 3
Coding region: 117-398 (93 amino acids)
Biological process (GO): nucleosome assembly
Cellular component (GO): nucleosome
Molecular function (GO): protein heterodimerization activity; DNA binding; structural constituent of chromatin
Source: RefSeq, a predicted model, not a curated record
CGCCGCGACGUAUAAAUACCCAUUUGCAUCUCUCUCUGUUUGUCUUCUCAUCCCACAAGUUUCCAACUUCCCUCUUUCUCUCUCCCACCCUACCCCCAACAACACACUUAUAUACAAUGUCUGGUCGAGGAAAAGGCGGCAAGGGUCUCGGUAAGGGUGGUGCCAAGCGACACAGGAAGGUGCUUCGUGACAACAUCCAGGGUAUCACCAAGCCCGCUAUCAGGCGAUUGGCGCGAAGGGGUGGUGUCAAGCGAAUCUCCGGUCUCAUCUACGAGGAGACCCGAGGUGUCCUCAAGAUCUUCCUUGAGAACGUCAUCCGAGACUCUGUCACCUACACUGAGCACGCCAAGAGAAAGACUGGUGAGUCGACUUGUAUCUCAACAAUCCACACGCGCUGACUUUGGCACAGUCACUUCCCUCGACGUUGUCUACGCUCUCAAGAGGCAGGGCCGAACCCUCUACGGUUUCGGUGCUUAGACACUUUGUUUGCGCCUUGUAGAACACUUUGUUGCCUUCUUCGUUUUCGCUAUCUUUAUUUAUUACCACGCCGUCGACAGAUGAUGCAUUACUUGACUCCCACUUGGUUUUCU